Ixodes scapularis (black-legged tick) is the source of this 1632-nucleotide messenger RNA. RefSeq lists its product as uncharacterized. Gene Ontology annotation, molecular function: DNA-binding transcription factor activity. The record is from RefSeq and is a predicted model, not a curated record. Gene Ontology annotation, cellular component: nucleus. Gene Ontology annotation, biological process: positive regulation of DNA-templated transcription. Lineage: Eukaryota; Metazoa; Arthropoda; Arachnida; Ixodida; Ixodidae. The transcript is spliced from 6 exons. Bases 1 to 1632 code for a protein of 543 amino acids.
AUGGCAGAAGGGGACAUUGGCCAUUCCAAGCUCCAGUGCCAUACGUUUCUAGAAGAACUUCUACAAGACGAUGACAUAGAAGCAUUUCGGCGACUGAGCUUAGGGUCUGAAUCAGAAGCGGUGGGUCCUGGACAGAAAGACAAUUCUCCAGAAAGUGUCGUCGUCCUUGAUGACGAAGCCUCGGAUGAUGGUACUCAAGGCGUUGAUACUGACGCGGCCAAGCUGUGUGGAUCACCACAAAGAUGCUGCUGCGGCGACCGCAGGGGUUUCAAUAUGAGAGACGCUCUGCAGGAUGAAAGCAGUGGUAUCCUUGUCACUACGGGAGGGCGAUUCCCGUGUCUUCACAUCGGCGUCAGCGGACUUCGGCAGGACAGGAGAUACCUGCUCGCGCUUGACUUCUGUCAAAUCACCUGCGACGUGGACCUGCGAUUUCUGGAGUUCACCGAGCCGUACUAUAUGCCCCGACCAAAUCACCUCGAAGGACGGCAGUGGAUGAACCAAGUUCUCCACUUCAACCUCACCUCCAUCGCGAACGGGGGCCUUCAAGAAAGUGACAUGACGCUGAAGAUGAACUGCGAAUACGAGCCGACGCUGCGCAUCCUCGAACAGAGGGACGAUCAUUUACUCUCGGGCACGUCGGCCAUUCGCUUCACUCUAAAGGGAAGCGAGUUCUUGGUGGUCUCCCUCACGAGUGAGGUUCGAUACAACAAAGAUCCGUUGGCAAGGGAGUUCCUCCUUGUGCGCAAAUCUGAGAUGACUAGGGGGAAGUUUUCCCCCGAGUGCUACCCCAGUCCACCCUCUAGAAACCUACUCGACCAGUUCUCCAGAGUCUCAGCUGGUACGCCUGUCUCCCAGCAAUACGAGAAACAUCGCCGUUCCGCCCACACGGACUACCGCAUCCAGAGCCCGUCGACAAGAGUUGUGAGAACCGGCUCUUCUGACGCCAUUCCGAUCCGCGUCUCAGAGGCUCAGCUCCCAGCCUUUGGUAAACCACCGCAAGACGUGUUCUCUGGCGGCUCCUGGAAGUCGAUGCCACCCGUUCAGCCGACGAUGCAGCAGACUCCUCAGCAGACUCCUCAGCAGCGUAUCCAGCCACCUAUUUCGCUCCAUCUAUUGCAGCCUCGAGGAGCACCGAGACCCAGCUGCAUGUCGACCAGUGGUCAGCUCGAGCUGAACGCCCUGUUCCAAAGGCUUCAGAACACGGCAGCCAGACCGAUCAUGGAACCAUGUGUCCCUAGCUACAGCGUUGCUGCUCAAAACGAAACUAGACAACCGGUGGCGCCGUUCCCGUCCCAGCCGCAGGACGUCGACUGGUCAAAGCGCGGUUCAGCAGCUCUGCCCACGCAAAGGGUCAACUUCGACACUGUGCCCAGCAACUAUCUUCGCUGGGUGGCACUAGCAAGGAGCAAUCUUGCUAGGCCUGCCGUAGAUCAGUGCCAGCCUCAUCUGCACCUUCAGUACCUUCAGCAGCUGCAGCUUCUUCAUCAUCUGCAGCAGCAAGAACGACAGCAGAUGAGACAAGAGAUGGGAACGCAAGUCGGCACACAGGCAGCUACGUCAGACAAUAACGACGCGGAGCUGGACAGCAGUGCUGGCAUGGCUGGACACUCAGUGACCUACUUUUCUCCCUGA